Ostertagia ostertagi is the source of this 333-nucleotide messenger RNA. Lineage: Eukaryota; Metazoa; Nematoda; Chromadorea; Rhabditida; Trichostrongylidae. The record is from the annotation of a GenBank genome assembly.
AUGUCGAUGAAUCUACUUAUUAUCUCCAACUGGACGGCAUAUCUAUAUUUUGGCCUAUGGCCAUCUGCGGAAAUUGGCUCAUAUUUGAGAGCGCCUAUACGAUCAAUCAUCGGAAUAGAUCUCAAAACAACAGCGUUUGUGGGCUUUUGCGUGAAGCCUACACUCAAGUGGAGUCAAUUUAUAUUUGUCAUUGAUUCCGUGGUUACAUUGUCACUAUUGACCUGUGCUGGAAUCUACUGGGCUAUACAAAUCAAUAUCACGCUGAGAAAGUCUUCUCUCAGCAGUCAUACAAAGGCUAUGCACCGUCGAAUGAACAGUCUUCUUGUGGUGCAG